AUGUCGCAGAGCCAGGGAGAUAUUCAAGAGCGGAUUGCCGCCGCUCGCAGAGAGGCAGAGAGUUUGAAGGAAAAGAUUCGAGCAAAGAGGGAAUCGUCGGCGGACACAAGCUUGCGCGCGAUGGCCGCAGAAGUCGACCCAUUACCCAGAAUAGUUAUGCGCCCUCGACGGGCGCUGAAAGGACAUCUUGCAAAAAUCUACGCAAUGCACUGGGCAGCCGAUAGACGACACCUAGUUUCAGCUUCGCAGGACGGGAAACUCAUCGUUUGGGAUGCUUAUACCACCAACAAAGUUCACGCCAUUCCUCUUCGAUCUAGCUGGGUUAUGACUUGCGCUUACUCGCCAUCGGGGAACUUCGUAGCCUGUGGUGGUCUCGACAAUAUCUGCUCUAUCUACAACCUCAACAACAAGGACGCUGGCGCUAGCGUACGUGGCGCUCGGGAACUAAGCGCACACUCAGGUUAUCUCAGCUGCUGUCGCUUCAUCAACGACCGGCAAAUCGUGACUAGUUCUGGUGAUAUGACGUGUAUGCUGUGGGAUAUUGAAGCUGGUGUCCGGGUGGUUGAGUUCAGCGACCAUACGGGUGAUGUAAUGAGCUUGUCUCUGGGACCUAAUCAGAACGUUUUUGUAUCCGGAGCCUGCGACGCAACAGCAAAACUCUGGGAUAUUCGUAGCGGACGAGCAACACAGACCUUCACUGGUCAUGAGUCCGAUAUUAACGCUGUCCAAUUCUUCCCCAACGGUGAUGCCUUCGCUACAGGAUCGGACGAUGCGUCCUGUCGCUUGUUUGAUAUUCGAGCUGACCGGGAACUAAACGCGUUUACCCACGAUAAUAUUCUUUGUGGAAUCACCUCUGUUUCAUUCUCCAUCUCCGGGCGUAUUCUCUUCGGUGGUUAUGAUGACUGGACGUGCAAUGUCUGGGACACGCUGAGAGGUGAACGUGUGGGUGUUCUCACUGGCCAUGAGAACAGAGUCAGUUGUUUGGGUGUAAGCGCAGAUGGCAUGGCUCUUUGCACAGGAAGUUGGGAUAGUACGCUCCGAGUUUGGGCGUAA
This is a messenger RNA of Pleurotus ostreatus (oyster mushroom), 1053 nucleotides long. It is a transcript of the gene GPB1, whose product is annotated as guanine nucleotide-binding protein subunit beta 1. Gene Ontology annotation, biological process: G protein-coupled receptor signaling pathway. Gene Ontology annotation, molecular function: signaling receptor complex adaptor activity; protein binding. The record is from RefSeq and is a predicted model, not a curated record. The transcript is spliced from 5 exons. The coding region runs from base 1 to 1053 and encodes 350 amino acids. Lineage: Eukaryota; Fungi; Basidiomycota; Agaricomycetes; Agaricales; Pleurotaceae. Gene Ontology annotation, cellular component: cytoplasm; heterotrimeric G-protein complex.